Molecule: messenger RNA, 860 nt
Organism: Nelumbo nucifera (sacred lotus)
Lineage: Eukaryota; Viridiplantae; Streptophyta; Magnoliopsida; Proteales; Nelumbonaceae
Molecular function (GO): zinc ion binding
Source: RefSeq, a predicted model, not a curated record
GCUUCCCUCUCAAGUCUCAUCCAUUGCUAUCUACUCUAAUUUACGCCCCAAGGGCACUACUUCUAAAUCUACGCAUUCGUGACAGCCUUCUUCUUCUUCUUCCUCUUUUCCAUUAUCUGCAGAAUCGUUCAUCUGAAGUUUGAACAAUAUUUCGCCUUUCCAAAAAUGGUGAAUUUCAUGUUAACCAUUACGGCUGAGCUCGAGAACCUCACCAACCUUCAGCCUCAGGGAGGAUGCGAUGAUCCAAGCUUCACAUACUACUUCAGGUUGAAAUGCGGAAACUGUGGUGAAGUGAGCCAGAAAAGGACUUGUGUGAGCUUAAGCGAAACAGUUCCUCUCCCCAAUGGCAGGGGAACUACUAAUCUUGUUCAGAAGUGUAAAUUUUGUGGAAGGGAGGGAACUGUGCUGAUGAUUACGGGUCGUGGCCGUCCAUUGACGACCGAAGUUUCUCAAGCUGGGAAACAGACUCCACUUAUGGUGUUUGAAUGCAGGGGUCUUGAGCCUGUGGAUUUUGCUUUUGGAGAUGGAUGGAAAGCGGAAUCCAUAGAGGGAACUGAAUUCACGGGCAUCAACCUGUCAGAGGGAGAGUUUGCAGACUAUGAUGAGAAGGGAGAGUGUCCAGUUGUCAUAUCCAACCUCCAUGCCGAGUUUGUUGUGGUGAAGUAGAAAUCACUACUGUCUUGCAUAUGAUAUGAUCGGUGGUUUUACUUACCAAUACCUUUUAGUGUAUUUUCACUGGAAUAUAAAGGGGAUGAUGCUUUGACUUCUGUUUACAUUUUACACUAGGGACGUGUUUGUUGAAUGUUGAGGAAACAAAUUUUCAUAGGAAAUAAAAACGAAAAAGGACGAAUUUCACUGCA